Molecule: messenger RNA, 2033 nt
Organism: Pseudophryne corroboree (corroboree frog)
Lineage: Eukaryota; Metazoa; Chordata; Amphibia; Anura; Myobatrachidae
Gene: TEDC2
Product: tubulin epsilon and delta complex 2
Exons: 11
Coding region: 244-1578 (444 amino acids)
Source: RefSeq, a predicted model, not a curated record
AUGUGUUCCGCUGUGACAUUGGUGGAGCCGCAAGGCGUCUUCCGCAUAGCAACAGUUGCUAGGGUAGUCUCUCCCGUGCAUUUCCUGCUUCCUAUGCUCGUGUUGUUUCCCAGGCAGAGGGCUCGUUUGCCGGCUGACCUUUCACUGCGAGCCGAGGCUUUACUGCCGAGCCCAGGCAAGGGCCUAGCACAUCCACAGGUGACAUAAUCCCACUAUUUGCUGUCCGGGCCAGAUAACCAUAUUAUGUUGUCUUCAAGCUGCUCUCACAGGCUGCUGUCCCUGCUGAAUCAGGCUCUACUUAGCUGCAAGGAAGAAGAGAAACAGCUUGAAGAACAUUUGAGGCAGAGCCGAGUGCUUCUAGGUGGCUGGAACACUGACAAGUGUGAAACCUUGGAGCAGGAUGAUAAAUUAAGUGAGCCCCAGGAGAGCCAGCUGUCCCCGGAGGAGCUGCAGGAGGUGGAACUACUCAGCAGAGCCCUGGAGAAAGCCAUGAGAGUGCGGGGGAAAAGCGGAAUGGAAGCUCCCACUAUUACAGCUCCACCGAGCACACAGACAGUGCUGUCUUGUCCACCGACAAAACAAAAGCCAGCCAAACCUUCUAACAGGCUUCUACAUGCAGGAUCAAAGCCAGUGUCCUACCAGUUGAAUGCUCCAUACAAGACUAACCCAGACAAGAGAACGGUCCGAGGGCCUGGAAGAGGAUCAUUGAAUAAUAAGACUGCACGUUUAACACCUUUACAACAGCCAGCUCCACAAAAGGGCAAAGACAGGCAGCCAGAGACCAGGGGAAGUUCCACAAGGACACCCAGCACGAUAGUUAAACCCGACUCUCCACCUUCUACUGUCCCAGAUGAGGAGACCCCAAGACAGGAGAAAACGCUGAAGGAUAAAGGAGCAACGCUGAAACUGCCCAUGGAGUAUCGUCAGGAGUACAUGAGGAACAGCAGAUUAUGGGAGAAGUUCUAUGAGACACAGGUCCAUGUUCCUGCUUCCAGACCCUCAUUUAUACAGAGGCUGCAAACAACUUUUUUACCAGAGGCCCCGCAGCUGAGCCUCUUUGAGAUAGAAGAAGAGGCUGCACGCUUACAGAGAGCUGUGGAAAGCGUACAGCAGAAUAUAGACACUGCCACUAAUUGGCAAGGAUCAGGUCCGACCCACUGGCAGAAUUACCAGUCUCUGCUGCUGUUGGAUGUUCUGCAAGAAGAAGUGGCCAGGUGUCAUGCAGAGGUACAGAAGCUGCAGAUGGUUGCUGAGCAAUACAGGAGCUGGGCUGAGAAACUUUCCAUUAACACCAUGUGUACAGAGUCGGUAGGCUGCCCCGUUAUGUACCGCAGGUCUCCCCCCGUGAUCAUAUACAGCAAUUACAUUGAGCUUUGUGAACUGACCCUCAGCAGGCUGAGAGUGUUGGAGUUCCAGCAGAAGAUUUAUUUACAAAAGGUGCUGAGUGAAGAGCUGCUUGCUGAGGCUGAUUCCCAGUGUCAGGGCUCCUCGGCCUCCUGCACACUACUUAGGGCUCUCUAUACCCAGCUGUGUGAGGGAGGAAAGCUGUUCCCUGUACUGGUGCAGGACGAUGGCUGACUGCCGCCAGGCGCACAGUACCCCACGGAGGAAGAUUAAUGCUGGGUAAUACUGCUGUCCGGUUUCCCUCAACAGUAGCACUGAAUUAUCAUAUUUAAAUGUGUUCUAUUUUAUAUAUUAGGCUUUGUCUUCCAAAUAUAUAUAUAUAUAUAAUAAUAAAAUGAAAAUAAAAAGCUAAAUGUUUUGACAUAAAACAUGUAUAGUUGAUUCUAUGCCGAAAACACAUCAUACUUGUAUUAUAUAAGUGACAAAUGCCAUUUUGCCUGUCUUGUUAUUAUUAAUAUUGUAUAACACGUUGGACUGAAAACCUCAAGUAUUUACCUUUUAGAGGAACCAGAGAGGGAAUUGGCUCUCGCUUCAGUCACAUGGAAGAGGUCCAGGAUAUAAGCUAAUUACAGUCUGGCCCGCAUCUACCUGUGUUGCUGUGUUAUUUGAUUAGUAAGGGAAAUUAAAAC